AUGAAUGAAACAAGUUUUUCAUCUGUGCCUGAGUGUUUGCCAUUAUCUCUCGAGUUUGUUGAUUUGAAGAUCCCAAUUUCAGGACAUGUCGGAGAAAUGAAGCUCGUGAGGUAUUUCUUAGAGAAUUCGGCACUUCUCAAGAAACUCACUCUACCUUUGGCGGAACAUUCAGUGAGAGAAAAGUCUACUCUCAAGGAACUCCUCAGAAUCCCAAGAGGCUCUACCAAAUGUGAAGUCCUCCUCUGUAUUUACUCGAAACAAGAACCGUUGCCUCAGUUUGGUUAUGUGUCCCGCCUGCAUAUCAGUCUACGUGUAACCGUUUUGAAAUCGUUACCAACGUUUCUUGAGAGCUUCCCAAACUUGAAAUCCCUCAUCUUGGUAUGCGAUGAUGAUUACGAGAAGAUGAAUGAAACAAGUUUUUCAACUGUGCCUGAGUGUUUGCCAUUAUCUCUCGAGUUUGUUGAUUUCGAAAUCCCAAUUUCGGGACAUGUGGGAGAGAUGAAACUCGUGAGGUACUUCCUAGAGAAUUCGGCAGUCCUCAAGAAACUCACUCUAACUUUGGAGGAAUAUUCAGUGAGAGAAAAGUCUACUCUCAAGGAACUCCUCAGAACCCCAAGAGCCUCUACCAAAUGUGAAGUCGUCGUCAUCUGA
This is a messenger RNA of Thlaspi arvense, 651 nucleotides long. The record is from the annotation of a GenBank genome assembly. Lineage: Eukaryota; Viridiplantae; Streptophyta; Magnoliopsida; Brassicales; Brassicaceae.